Molecule: messenger RNA, 3114 nt
Organism: Fragaria vesca subsp. vesca
Lineage: Eukaryota; Viridiplantae; Streptophyta; Magnoliopsida; Rosales; Rosaceae
Exons: 1
Coding region: 321-2951 (876 amino acids)
Biological process (GO): regulation of transcription by RNA polymerase II
Cellular component (GO): histone deacetylase complex; chromatin
Molecular function (GO): chromatin DNA binding; transcription coregulator activity; histone H3K9 demethylase activity
Source: RefSeq, a predicted model, not a curated record
GGACCAAUUCCGAGUAUUCCGUUCCCCACUAUAUUUAGGAAUCCGUAUCGUGUGUACUUUUGUUUCUAUAUAUUACUCCAUCGUCUAUCAUCUUCAUCCCAUAUCCCAAAACCAGAUUCAGAUUUCAAUUCCAGCCGAAACUAUUGGGCGCUAGUUUUGAAUUUCAAAAACUCGCACUGUUGACGGACCCAGUUUUAUCCGAAAACCCAGUACACAUUACCCACUCACUCACAGUCACCCUUAUAUAUAUAACACACCUCCUUUUUCCCAAACCCUAAAUCUAGCACAAAACCCUAAACAGAACAAAUUGAAUCUUGGCGAUGGUGGGGAGAAAGAGAGGUAGGGGCGGAGGCCGAGGCGGCAAGCGGCCGAGGAAAGAAGAGAACGGCGGCGAGGGUGUUUUGGGAAUUGAGAAUGAGGAAGUGAAACAAGUAGCUGUGGAGGAGAAGCCGAAGCCGGGCAGAGGCAGGAAGCGGCGGGGGCAGAAAGAAGAGGAAGAAGACUGCGGCGGAGGACAGAGGCGUUAUACACUGAGGGAGAGGGCGUUGAAGGCGGAGACUCGGAAGAAGAGGCAGAGAAAGGUAGCGGCGGCGGCGAAGGAGGAGAGGCCUGACGUGUCGACUAUGUGCCAUCAGUGUCAGAGGAAUGAUAAGGGGGAAGUGGUGCGGUGCACGGGUUGUUGGAAAAGAAGAGAGAGGAAGAGAUAUUGUCUCCAUUGUAUUCAGACUUGGUAUCCCAACGCCUCGGUGAAAUCAUUUGCUGAGGCUUGCCCCGUGUGCCGUGGCAACUGCAACUGCAAAUCCUGCCUUCGUUUGGAUGUGCCUGUCAGGUGUUUGGACAAUGUGGACCCGAAAAUCGAUGAUGAGGAGACUAAGUUGGAGCACUGUAAGUAUUUGGUUCAUAGCCUGCUUCCUUAUUUGAAGAGGAUCAAAGAUGAGCAGGUCAGUGAGAUGGUUGUGGAAGCCAAGAGGCAAGGCUUAUCUCAUGUUUCGCAGCUCCAAGUUCAAAAGUCUAAUUGCCUUGAGGAUGAGCGUAUGUUUUGCAAUCACUGCAAUACUUCGAUUUUCGAUUUUCAUAGGACCUGUCCUGACUGUGAGUAUGAUCUGUGCCUUGUUUGCUGCCGGGAGAUUCGAGAUGGCAAGUGGAAGAAGAGAGAGGGGGAAGCGGGGCAUAAGUAUGUUGAUUUGGGGCGUGAGUAUUUGCAUGGAGAGGGAGAGUUCAACAGCUUGCUAAAAAAGAACAGAGAAAAUGUCAGAACGGGAAGAAGAGAACAGAAGAAGCGGAAUGUUGAUGUGGAAGUGAAGCCGGACAAGUUAGAAUCUGCUGAAGAGGAAGAUGAGAAAUUUGUCAACUUGGGGGAGCAUUUGGAUGGAGAGGGAGAGCUGAAGAGGAAUGAUGAUGUGGGAGUGGAGCAGGACGAUUCUGAAUCUGCUGAAGUGGCCACAUUUGAGUGGAGAGCAAGUGAAGAUGGAAGCAUCCUCUGCCCCCCAAAGCACAUGAAAGGUUGUGGUAAGCAUACUUUAGAAUUGAGAUGCAAUUUUUCUCAGAAUCACGUCAUAGAGUUGGUGGAGAAAGCAGGAAAAAUAGAUGAAAGUUACAAUCUUUUGCAUGCUAGUAGUGAGACUCCUGCACAGAAGUGUUCAUGUGUUAAACCUGUGGAUGAUGCUGUUAGCAUAAGUAGCAGUAGCUGUAAGAUAAGGAAAGCAGCAUAUAGAGAUGGUUCUGAUGAUAACUACUUGUUCUGUCCAAGGGUUGGACAAAUCCAAGAUGAGGAUUUUGGCCAUUUUCAGUGGCACUGGAUGAGGGGUGAGCCUGUAAUUGUGAGUAAUGCGCUUGAAAAUGGAUCAGGUCUAAGCUGGGAACCAUCUGUCAUGUGGCGGGCAUUUAGACAGAUAAAGAAUCUCAACCAUGAUAGGGAAUUGGCAGUCGAUGCCAUUGAUUGCUUGGAUUGGAAUUUCAUCGAAAUCAACAACUGCGACUUCUUUACUGGAUAUUCCAAAGGCCGUUUUGAUAAAUUGGAUUGGCCUGAGAUUCUGAAGCUCAAAGACUUUCCUCCAUCUACUGAGUUUGACAAUCGUCUUCCUCGGCAUGGUAAGGAAUUUCUAUGUUGUCUGCCUUUCAAGGAGUACACGCACCCCAAGGGAAGUCUGAACCUUGCUAUGUUCUUGCCAAAGGAGUCAGUAAAGCCGGAUAUGGGUCCGAAAACAUAUAUUGCCUAUGGUGUUGUGCAGGAGCUUGGACGGGGAGAUUCUGUAACCAAGCUUCACUGUGAUAUGUCUGAUGCGGUCAAUAUUUUGACACAUAUAGCUGAAGUGACCCUUGCUCCUGAAAAACUUGCAACUAUAGAUGAGUUGAAGAAAAAACACAGGGAGCAAGACCGAAGGGAGAUGUUUGGAAGUUGUGGCACAAUUGCUGAAAAUGGUAGUGUGCCUCAGGAAGAUUCAGCUGAAGUAUACGAAGAUGGGGGUGCAUUAUGGGACAUUUUCCGAUGCCAGGAUGUUCCACAGCUGGAGAAGUACAUCCAGAAGCACAUUAAUGAAUUCAGGCACUUGCACUGUAAUCCAUUGAAGAGUGUUACUCAUGCUAUACAUGAUCAGACUGUAUAUCUCACUGCGGAGCACAAGAGGAAGCUCAAGGAGGAAUUCGGAAUUCAGCCAUGGACAUUUGUCCAGAAACUUGGCGACGCUGUUUUCAUUCCUGCAGGCUGUCCUCAUCAGGUGAGGAAUUUGAAGUCAUGUAUCAAAGUUGCACUGGACUUCGUUUCCCCUGAGAAUGUGGGGGAGUGCUUUCGUUUGACGGAAGAGUUUCGCACCCUUCCAACAAACCACAGGGCUAGUGAGGAUAAGCUGGAGGUUAAGAAAAUGAUUGUGCAUACUCUUUGUAAUGCUGUGAUGGAGAUUACUGGUGAGAAAAAGUCUGAGGAUGAUGUGAAGCCUAAGAAGAGAAGGUGAGGCGCAAGGGAUAAGGCUCUAAGUAAGUUCUAACAAAAUGUGGUAUGAAGCAAUUAGUAGUGACUUAAUCUUGAAUUAGUAGUGCUGUAUACCAUAGGAAUUGGUAUUUGAUUUUGUAACAUUAACUCAUGGUUUUUUUUUCUCCAAGAUCAAAUCACAGUUG